AUGACUGUCCCAGUUCCUGCUCCUGUUGAUCCAGCCUGGUACAUGGAUUCAGGAGAUACUGACCAUGUCACUCCUGAUCCUACUCAACUAAUUUCCAAUAGACCCUAUGAUGGAGUUGAGCAACUACAAGUUGGUAACGGUGAGUCUCUACAUAUAUCUCAUAUAGGUUCCACUUUAUUUCCCAAUUCAUUUCAUUCUAAGUGUUUACAUUUGCGCAAUGUGUUGUGUGUUCCUAAAAUAACUAAAAAUCUCCUUAGUAUUUCUAGAUUCACUAAAGACAAUCAAGUAAUUGUGGAAUUUGGCUCUGAUUGUUGUGUUGUUAAGGACAAGGCUACCAAGGCAGUGUUACUACAGGGAGGACUUAAGGCUGGUCUAUACCAAUUGCGCAUACCUUCUUGCUUUUCCUCUGGUUACACUUCUGGUGGUCUAGAAAAGUCAGCUACUUUGAGUUCUAGGUUUUGUAAUACUUUGUCUUCAAAUAAGUCAAUAGGUAUUGAUAGUCAGUAUAGUCAUAGGUUGCCCCAGUCUAUUAGUUCUCUGAAUAACUUUCAAGAUGCUACUACCAAGUGUAAUAUACUGAUUAGCAGUCCCAUGAAUGUUUCUGGUAUGUUUGUUUUUACUGCUGCUAUUUCUGAUAUUCCUGCUAAUAAUAAUAACAUCUCUGACUUGGUUGAUAGUUAUGGCAGAAUUUUUGAUAAUACUUCUGAUUUUAAUAAUGAUUCUAGUCUGAACAAAACUGAUUCUGAUUCUGUUUUGCAUUUUAAUUCUGUGGUUGAUGCUGAUGCAAAUUCUACAUCUAUGUUGAAAGAUAAUGAAAAUUCCAUGCUUGAUGUUAAUGCAAAUCCUGCUUCUAUGUUGAAUGAUAAUGAAAAUUCUGAUUCUGUUUUGCAUAUUACUUCUAUGGUUGAUGCUGAUGCAAAUUCUACAUCUAUGUUGAAAGAUAAUGAAAAUUUUAUGCUUGAUGUUAAUGCAAAUCCUGUUUCUAUGUUGAAAGAUAAUGAAAAUUCUGCUACGACUAAAGCUCUUCUUGUUCAUAAUGCCACAAAUGCUACCAUUAGGAAAUCUGACACAUACCACCAUCAUCCUAUAACAAAUCAUUCUAUAGUUUUUCAGGCUAGUAAUACUAGGAACAAUGCACUUUUAAGUCAUAAGGGGUACAAAUGUUUAGAGGGAAAAAUUGUCAUUACUCCUAAUGUUCAAUUCAAUGAACAAGAGUUUCCUUUUGCUAUUGGUUUUAAUCAACAAUUGUCCGGUUCCUGUUCUCCUUUACUCAAAGCAGCAGUCCCUCAUAGUUCUUCUACUUGUUUCCCUUUUGUUUCUAUUCCCUUUUCUAAUGGUACAACCAGCAAAGUCUCCUCUGCAGUGGACUGUUCGGUUCCUAAUCCUUCUCUCACUACUAACAAGUCAACUCCUAUUUCCUCAUUUCAGGACAUUAAUAAAUCUAUACACAGUCCAUCUAUUCCUAAACCAUCCUCUAGAAUCAGUACCUCAACUUCAAAAUCUCCAUCUAACAACCCUGAUACUUAUACUUCCUCAUUACCUACUCCCAUUCCAUCUUCUACUCCAUAUACAUUUCCAUUAGAAAUAGAUCUAUCUUGCUAUCAUCUUCCCAAUUCCACAAUUCAAAAACCUUCUAUAUCUUCAGAUUUUACACAAUCAGCUCAGAAACACACUGAUCACUCUCUUGUUGUUGACUUAACUCCAUCAUAG
Messenger RNA from Pistacia vera, 1710 nucleotides. RefSeq names its product topoisomerase I damage affected protein 7-like. The coding region runs from base 1 to 1710 and encodes 569 amino acids. The transcript has 3 exons. Lineage: Eukaryota; Viridiplantae; Streptophyta; Magnoliopsida; Sapindales; Anacardiaceae. The record is from RefSeq and is a predicted model, not a curated record.